UCGCAUAUAAUUCCCGUCGCCGUCGGUUGUGAGUGUGUGGUUGCGCUUUCUUUCGUUUUUUGGGCUGCGCAAACUUAUUUUCGCAUUGUAAUUAUUUUGCAUAAAUAUCGCAAUUCGAUUUCCAUUAAAAAAACACUAACAAAAAGCUUAGGGCGCAGCGAUUUAUUACGAUCGAAGCAUCAAGAAGUUGGAAGCAGCUACAUAACUGUGAAGUGCAAAGUGCGGGUCUCUCUGUCUUCGUCGUCGCUGUCUCUCUGUUUGUGUGUGCGCGCGCGUGAGUUUGUCGAGUGUAUGAGUGUGUGUGUGUGAAUGUUCAAAUAAACGUUGAAAGCAGAACGUGCAACAAGAACUAGCAGCAACAAGAAGCAACAGAGCCGCAGAGCACCAGCUGACGAGAAUUGAAAAUUCCAAUAAAAUCGCUAGUGCGAUUAUCGAAAUUGUAUUUAACGAAUAUAUAGGAACAGAAGUGAAAGAUCAAAGAACUGGCAAUGCAUCCCCGCUAUAGCCCUGGACCGCCGCACCAGCAGCAGCAACAGCAAAUGGGAGGAGGAGGAGGAGGAUCCCACCCACAGCAGGGUGGAGGAGGCGGGGGCGGUGGGGGUCAUAUGAGAGGUGGAGGCCCCUUGAAUUCCCAGCAAUUGCCGCCACAGAUGCCACGAUCACAGAAUUAUUCGAAUGGGAGCUCGUCCAGUGCCGCUGCCGCUGCCGCCGCCGCUGCCGCAUCGUCAACACAGCAGCGCAGCGCAUUCCCAGGCGCACCGCUAACCGCCUCAGCCGUUGCACUUAAAGGCUCCUUGCCACAGCGUCCACCGGCCAUGACGAGCCCAGCCGCUGCUGCUGCCGGCGCUGCUUUAGCCGCCGGCGCCCCCUAUCGCGGCGCCACCAGCUGGACCCCGCAGGGCUAUGCCCCGGCCGCUGCCGCCGCCGCCGCUGCCGUGGCCCAGCAGGCCGCCUAUCGCUAUACGGCGCCGCUCCCCCAGCCGGCCUAUGCCGCCUAUACGCCGCACACGGCCACCACACCGGCCACAACCACGGUAAGUCAUCUUUACAACCCCAUGGAAUUGCACUUUUGGUACGGCCAGCGUGUGCCAACGGCAGCUUCACCGAGUAACACCAAUUCGAGCAGCUCCUCGAACACCGGCUCCCAGAGCGGCACACUGAGCACCAGCCUGAGCAACACGACGAACACCAACACGAACAUGGGUCCCAACGGCACCGUUCAGAAUCAGAACCAACAGGGCGGCGAGCAGUUGUCGAAGACAAAUCUCUAUAUACGCGGACUGCAGCAAGGCACAACCGACAAGGAUCUAGUUAAUAUGUGUGCACAAUACGGAACCAUUAUAUCAACCAAGGCGAUUUUAGAUAAAACAACAAACAAAUGUAAAGGUUACGGCUUCGUCGACUUCGAGCAGCCAGCCUUCGCCGAGUGCGCCGUCAAGGGACUGCAGGGGAAGGGCGUGCAAGCUCAGAUGGCCAAAGUGGGUAUCUGGGUGCUUCAUAGGCCGGCCAUUCAACAGGAACAGGAUCCCACAAAUUUGUAUAUUGCAAAUUUGCCGCCCCACUUCAAAGAAACUGAUCUGGAGGCAAUGCUAUCGAAAUACGGACAAGUUGUUUCGACCAGAAUAUUGCGUGAUCAGCAGAUGAACUCAAAGGGCGUUGGCUUUGCCCGCAUGGAGAGCCGCGAAAAGUGCGAGCAAAUCAUUCAGAUGUUCAAUGGUAACACAAUACCGGGUGCCAAAGAUCCACUAUUGGUGAAGUUCGCCGAUGGCGGACCCAAAAAGAAGAAUCUCUUCAAGACCCCCGACCCGAAUGCCCGUGCGUGGCGCGAUGUCUCCGCCGAGGGCAUACCCGUCACCUAUGACCCGAGCAUGCAGCAGAACGGGGUCAGCGUCAAUGUGGGCACUCCCAUCGGUGUGCCGUAUUCGCGUUUCGGUGCCCCCCAGGUGGGUGGCUAUCCAGUGGCUGGGUCCCAGUGGAUACCCGGCUACAUGAUGACCCAACCGCUCGCUCAGGUAGACGAUCAGUACAUGCAAAUGGCUGCCGCUCCGCAGUUGGGCGUCACCUCAUACAAGCCGGAGGCCGUCAAUCAGGUGCAACCACGCGGCAUUUCGAUGAUGGUCAGUGGCGACACGGCCGUGCCAUAUGGAACUAUGAUGCCACAGUUGGCCACCCUGCAGAUUGGCAACUCUAACUUUUCUCCAUCGUUACAGUAUAUUAGUCCAACUUAUCCAUAUUAUGCACCACAACCAACUAUUAUACCAACAAUGCCAAUGACAGAUUCCGAACAGGCUAGCACAGCUGCAUCACCCGACGAGGCAUACACACAGUAUCCACAUCAAGCCGCUCCCAAAUAGGUCUUCGCGAGCUAUAAUCUGUUAGUACCCCAUUUGAGUACUAUAUAAAUUGGACGAGUGAGAGAGCAUGCCCCAGAGCAAGAGGAGGAGGAACAUCAAACACUACAACUACAACAACAACAACAACAACAGCAGGAGCAUCAGAAGCAGGAGCAGAAGCAGAAGAAGCAGUAGCACAUCGGAUAUAGAAGAUAACCACCACCACCACCACCACCACAUGAACAACCAACAGAUCGAACAUUCAGAAUCGGAUAAAUCAGACAAGAAGACAAGAAAACCAUGCAGUUCACAUAAAAUAAAUGUUUAAAAAUACAGAUACAGAUAAAGAUAAAGAAAACAGAAGAAAUCCCGAAACCGAAAGCUAAGAAUCAGAAUAAUGUUUAAAUAAGUGAGAAAUGGAGGAGAUGAAGUUUAGGAGGUACAUGAUUUGAGAUGCAUGUAGGCAAGCGGAGAAGAAGGAGCAAAGAGCAUAGAGAGAGAAUAGAGAGCAAAGCAGAGCAGAGCAGAGCAAAGCAAAGCUUCCAAGCAGAGAAAAAGAGAAAAAGAAAAUGAAAGAAGCGAGUAAAAAGGGAAGAAAGCAAAGACUAAACUUAAAUAAUAGAAAAUAGUUAUACACUAAAUGAAAACAGCAAGGAUCCGCACAGAGAAAACGGAAGCAGAAAGAGAAACAGCAAAGAUGCUUAACAACAGAAGGGAAAAUCAGAAAAUCAACAACAAGAACAACAAACGAUAGGCAGUCGAAAAUAUUUACAAAAAGAUAACUGCUAAAAAACAGGAAGAUAAAAUAAAUAAAGAAAGAAAGGGGGAAAUUGAAGGAAAGUAAAGGAAUGAAAAAAAAGAGAGUAGAGGAAAGGAAAGGAAACGAAAAGAAAGUCUAACGGGGGGCAAAGUUAAGUAAUGGAUAACUUGAGGAACAUCUGCAAGGAAAUCCAAUAGCAGUCGGAGCUCUAGUUAAGAUCUAGUUUCGUUAAGUGAGGGAAAAAGAUAAGGAAAAGCAAAAGGAAAACUGCAAGGCGAACGAUCCCCCGCGAGAGGAUCGACGUAAAAGAGAAAGAGGAUGUAAAAAUAGAAAAAGAAAGAAUACAAAAAUAUAUAACUAUUUUGCUAAUUUUGAGCUAGCAAAACAAAACCUAAGCAGACAGAAAUUUGUGAAGUGAAAUGAUGAAAAGCGGAAGAAACCGAAACCCGAAACUAAACAAAAAAUUAAUAUGUGUGCAAUGUAUGUUAAAAAAAAAGAGUAAAGAGUAAACGAAGAAGAGGAGAAAAUAAACAACAAAAAACCCCCAAAAACACUUUGAUGAUGAAAACAAAAACAAACAAAAAACAAAAACCUAAAUCUUAAGUCGAACUUCAGCAAAAUCUAGAGAAAAAGAAACACGAAGAAAGCGAAAGCGAAAGUAUAAGAAAAAGAAAAAAGAACAACAAUUUUUUUUGUACCUUAUAGGCAACAUUUUCUUUGUUUUUGUGGCCUUCUAUAAUGAAGAGUAGGGGGAGGCAAUCCCCCACCUAUGUUUUGUUCUGUUUGUCUAAUUUGUAAUAUUUAUUUUGUAUUUUGUUGAACAGUGUUGAACAGCACAAAGCAGAAGCAGAAGAAGAAAGAUAAAGAUAGAGAGAGCAGCAGAAGCAGAAAGCGUAGAUAGCGACAAAAACAUGGGAAGAUCUUCGGUUUCUUCUCCCCCAUUUCCUCGAAUGAAAAUGCAAAUUGUAUAAAGCAAAGAUCCAAAAACAAAACGAAAAGAAAAUGAACAUGAAAUUGAAAAAACAUGUCUAUCUCCCUUUUUGACGUUAAUUUUUUUUUUUGUGCUAUCCAAGCAGUCAAAGGAGAAGACGAAACAUAACUUUAAAUGAAAAACAAAAAGAGAGGAUGAAAAAGAUUCCCCCCAAGUGGGGCGAACACUAGUUUAAGACUUAGCGAAAAAAACAAAAAGUAAAACUAAAAAAAAAAACCUAAAGAACAUAAGAAAAAUUGCAGUAAGCAGCAGAUUCAGUAGCUCUAGAGAUCUAAAAACAAUGGAGAAUAAGCGAAGCGACAGCGAAGGCAAACGAUGGAAGUGCGAGUGGAAGUACGAGUAGAUGUAGAAGUAGAAGUGAAAGUGAAAGUGAAGAAGAAUGGAUAAAGAGGAGGAAGAGAAAAGAAAAUCUUGUACUAGUUUUUAGCAUAUUUUUUGUGCUCAUCAGUCGAUUUAAUGAAUGAAUUUUUUGUAGCUGUCUACAGUUUUUUACGUUUAACUGUUUUUUAGACAUAUUACUAAAGGUAAAAACCAAGUUAGAUAUAGUAUUUUUUUUCUGCAAAAUGCAAGAGAAUAAAAGAAAACGGAUGGAGGAGAUAAACGGAUGAUUAGGAGGAAAGGAAACCAAGAGGCAAACACUUUAUAAAAGGGAACGUAGCGAAAACCAACCAACAGAACACACACAAAAAGUAGCAAAAAACAACAAAAAAAACAAAAACAUAAAACAAAAAACAUGGCAAAUAAAUUGGAAAUUGUAGCACUGUAGUUUAGCUUUUGUGAAAGAGGAAGGGAAGAGCGAAAAGAUAGAGAAGAAAGUGAAGGGAAGACCGAAAGGCAAAACGAUAGAACGGGAUAAUGUUGGAGUAAAGUUUUUUUUUUGAAGAGUUAGCCGGAGUUAGGAUCAACAGCCGAAAGAAGAGAAGCAGAGCAGAUAUAAUAAAAAAUAAGAUUAAUGUUUAAAGAAGAAAAAACAAAAAAAAAAAUAAGAAGCAGCAGUAAGAAAGAAGAACUACGUUUAGUGAAACUUAGUUGAUAAGCGAGGAUUUCUUUAGUCUUGUAAGCGUCUCUUAAGUAGAGUUUGGAGAAUGUAGAAUGUAGAAUGGAGAUUGGACAAUGGAGAAGCAAGUUUAGAAUUGAAAUUGAACACUUUUUCAGAGCCUAGCCUAUAUUUAUUUUCUUGACACAGACACACACUUAAAAACACACACAAACACAGACAUAGACGCAGACGCAGACAGACAGACAUCCAUUGUAUUUGUGAUUUUUUCGAAUUUUAAAAAAAGAGAAACAGGAACGAAGUAUGUGAGUAUGCGCGGAUCCAAAUGGAGUGAGAGGAAUAGACAGAUCUGGGACAGGAUUGCCAACUUGCAUUCGGACACACACACACACACAUACAUAGAGGACGCAUAGGGGACACCACUGACUGAUACACUCACAGAGAAAACAACAUUCCUGAGCAAAGUCUUUGAAUUGAUUUGAUUUGAUUUUCGUAUAUGAUGUGUAUGGGGACUGGGACUGCCAACACGAUAUCUCGGUUUAGAGCUGUCAGGUCGCAUCAGCCACAAGAUCAUCUGCAUAUAUAUCCACAUAUUAUAUAGACAUAACAUACAUACUAUAUACAAAAAGUAAGAAACACAACGCCAAAAGUCUUCCUAAGCCCAAAACCAAAACCUCAACAAAAUAUGCAAAUGUUAUUCUUGUUUUCUUCUUACUACUUACUCGUAUGAUUAUUUUGCUUUAGACUGACUACGAACUAAAAUUUAAAGAAAUUAAAAAUAAAAACAAAUGCAGGAUGGACACACACGGACACACACACACACACACAGACAUACAUAAAUAUGUAGCUCUUAAUGCAGGCAUCGGAAAAAGUUUCUAGAGGGAGAGGGAGAAAGCGAGGGAUCACGGGAAAUAUUUUGCCAAAACAUUCCAAAAGCAAAGCAAUGAAAAUGAGAAAAUUCUUGGGGGAGGAUGCCUGCAUUUCUUGUCAUCGGCAGAAGAAUCACAAAUACAAUAGCAAACGAAAUCGAACUAAAAUAUGUAUGUUUGUAACUUUUUUCAAUUUUCCACACACUCACACACACGCAUACUCGAACUCUCUCACACACACACACACAACACACACAAAGUGCAAUUUUUUUCUAUAGUUUUUAUUGAUUUUUUUUUUUUUUUUUGUUGUCGUUAGCAGCAAACAACUUAAGCAAAUUGAGAAAGCAUUAAACUCUAAGUUAUUUAUAAAUCGAUGAGGGAAAUGCGAUGAUCCCUGGGAAGGCAGAAAUGAAAUGUAUGUUUUAGGCAAAGAAGAGAGGAGAAAAGAAGAGAACGAGUCGAAGGAACGGAGGAGCGUAAACUAGUAUAUAAGAUCAAAGCAUUAGCGAGUAAGUUUAGCGAACCUAAGUACAGUGUUGACAGGCGCGAAUAAACGGAACACAGCGGAGCGAAGCGAUAAAGAAGAAGAGUGUCGACGAGGUAGGACAUAUAAUUUUUAGAGGGUAGUCAAAAAAGAGGAGUCGCGACAGGCGCCCCAUUAGCUUGGUUAGUUGGAGAGCGAUGACCGACAGACACAUCCA
Molecule: messenger RNA, 6651 nt
Organism: Drosophila miranda
Lineage: Eukaryota; Metazoa; Arthropoda; Insecta; Diptera; Drosophilidae
Gene: shep
Product: protein alan shepard
Exons: 12
Coding region: 489-2354 (621 amino acids)
Cellular component (GO): ribonucleoprotein complex; nucleus; cytosol
Molecular function (GO): poly(A) binding; mRNA 3'-UTR binding; poly(U) RNA binding
Source: RefSeq, a predicted model, not a curated record